Messenger RNA from Pseudopipra pipra, 486 nucleotides. RefSeq names its product killer cell lectin-like receptor subfamily B member 1C. The coding region runs from base 49 to 408 and encodes 119 amino acids. Lineage: Eukaryota; Metazoa; Chordata; Aves; Passeriformes; Pipridae. The record is from RefSeq and is a predicted model, not a curated record. The transcript has 3 exons.
CCCUUCCUCCUGUGACCACUGCGGGUCCCCGGCGCUGAGCGGCGGGACAUGGAGGACCAGGACGGCUACAUGGCCUUAGAGCAGUGGAGGAAACGAGGGGCUGCGGGGAGCCCCCCGUCCUCCCCGGGGGCAGAGGCCGAGGGGUGCAGGCUCUGCCCCGUGGGCUGGAUGCUGGGCAGGACCAAGUGCUACUGGGUCUCGGAAAGGAUGAACUCGUGGCACGGGAGCCGGGAGGACUGCGGGGACCGCGGGGCCGCGAUGGCGAUGCCGUGGGACAAGGACGAGCUGGAUUCCCUCAAUGAGACCCUGAGGAAACCCACGCGCCACUUCUGGAUCGGGCUCUCGGUGCCCGCGCCCGGCGUGGGCUGGACGUGGGUGAACGGCUCCCGCCCGGACUGGAGCCGGUGAGGAGCGCUGGGGGGUCGGGGUGGGCACCCCCCUGUCCCCCGAGGGCCCCCCGGGGGUGACACGGGCCCCCUCCCGCAC